Molecule: messenger RNA, 1292 nt
Organism: Nestor notabilis (Kea)
Lineage: Eukaryota; Metazoa; Chordata; Aves; Psittaciformes; Psittacidae
Gene: ZMPSTE24
Product: zinc metallopeptidase STE24
Exons: 9
Biological process (GO): CAAX-box protein processing
Cellular component (GO): endoplasmic reticulum membrane
Molecular function (GO): metalloendopeptidase activity
Source: RefSeq, a predicted model, not a curated record
AGGCGGGUCUACAGAACAACAACACACGUACCACAGGAACUGGGACAGAUCAUGGAUUCAGAAACGUUUGAGAAAUCUCGUCUCUAUCAGCUGGACAAAAGUACUUUCAGCUUUUGGUCAGGCCUCUACUCAGAGGUUGAGGGCACUAUGAUUCUCCUCUGUGGAGGAAUUCCUUUUCUCUGGAAUCUGUCUGGCCAGAUCUCUGGUGGUGCUGGGUUUGGACCAGAAUAUGAGAUUGUUCAGUCAUUGGUAUUUCUGCUCCUUGCAACACUCUUCAGUGCAGUGACUGGUCUCCCAUGGAGUUUGUAUAACACAUUUGUCAUAGAAGAAAAACAUGGCUUCAAUCAACAGACACUGGGAUUUUUUUUUAAGGAUGCUAUCAAGAAGUUUGUCGUGACUCAAUGUAUUCUGUUGCCAGUGACAUCCCUUCUGCUUUACAUUAUUAAAAUAGGGGGAGACUAUUUCUUCAUCUAUGCCUGGCUCUUCACGUUAGUUGUUUCCUUGGUGCUCGUUACAAUCUAUGCAGACUAUAUUGCACCCUUGUUUGAUAAAUUCAUUCCACUUCCUGAGGGAGAGCUCAAGCAACAAAUUGAAACAAUGGCAAAGAGCAUUGACUUCCCCCUGACAAAGGUGUAUGUUGUAGAAGGUUCUAAGCGUUCUUCUCAUAGCAAUGCUUAUUUCUAUGGCUUCUUCAAGAAUAAGCGGAUAGUACUCUUCGACACCCUCCUGGAAGAGUAUUCUGCAUUGAACAAAGAGCCAGCAGAAGGAGAAGAUGGUGAGAAUGAAGAUACCAAGUCUAAAACCAAAAAUAAGAAGCAAGGAUGUAAAAAUGAAGAAGUUCUGGCUGUACUUGGUCAUGAAUUGGGUCACUGGAAACUAGGUCACACCAUCAAAAAUAUUAUCAUCAGCCAGAUGAAUUCCUUCCUCUGCUUCUUCUUGUUUGCUGUGUUAAUUGGUCGAAAAGAACUCUUUGCUGCAUUUGGUUUCUAUGACACCCAGCCUACCCUGAUAGGCUUGAUGAUUAUUUUCCAGUUCAUUUUUUCACCUUACAAUGAGGUUCUCUCAUUCUGUUUGACUGUGCUAAGCCGUCGAUUUGAGUUUCAAGCAGAUGCAUUUGCCAAGGAACUUGGGAAGGCUAAAGACCUAUAUUCUGCUUUGAUCAAGCUAAACAAAGAUAAUUUAGGAUUCCCUGUUUCUGACUGGAUCUUUUCAAUGUGGCAUUACUCCCAUCCACCCCUUUUAGAAAGACUUCAGGCCUUGAAAGUUGCAAAGCAAGAGUGACAGGAAUCUUU